Molecule: messenger RNA, 1572 nt
Organism: Ornithodoros turicata
Lineage: Eukaryota; Metazoa; Arthropoda; Arachnida; Ixodida; Argasidae
Product: tigger transposable element-derived protein 6-like
Exons: 1
Coding region: 1-1572 (523 amino acids)
Cellular component (GO): nucleus
Molecular function (GO): DNA binding
Source: RefSeq, a predicted model, not a curated record
AUGGCGUCUGUGCCGAGGAAGCGCAAGGCAAUAUCUUUGGAAGCGAAACUCGCCAUCAUCGAUGACCAUCGACAGGGAACGAAGGUGACGUUCCUGGCACAGAAGCACAGACUUUCGCAGUCAACGAUAUCAACAAUCCUGAAGAAUGAAGAGAAAUUGCGGAAAGAAGCAGCCGGCAGCGGAGCGAGUGCGAAGCGAAAAAGGAUUCGGGAUCGCGCGUACGAGGAUAUCGAGGAAGCAGUCUACAAAUGGUUUCUCGACGCCCGAAGUCGGAAAAUCCCGAUCAGUGGGCCGGUCCUGGCCGCAAAAGCAAAACAUUUCGCUUACCUCCUCGAUGAAGAUUUCAAGCCCUGCGGAGGAUGGCUGCAACGAUUCAAGGACCGCUAUGGCAUCACGUACCGACGGAUUGUCGGCGAAAGUGCAUCAAUGGACCGUGCAGGCAGGGAGGCAUGGCUGGAUGAGCAUCUUGAAGACAUCUUUCAAAGGUACACCGAAUGCAACAUUUAUAACGGCGACGAGACGGGGUUGUUUUACCAACUGCUGCCUUCAGCAACGCACGCUCUCAAAGGAGAAGACUGUGCGGGGGGGAAACACAGCAAGGUGCGCCUUACUGUCUUCCUGUGUUCGAAUAUGGACGGUAGCGAUCGGAGGAAACCGUUUGUGAUAGGGAAAUCGAAAAAGCCACGCGGUUUUUCCAACCCCGCAUCUGUUCCGGUCCGCUACCGUCACAAUCAAAAGGCCUGGAUGACUCGUGCAUUGUUUCAAGAGUGGCUUGAAGAAUUCGACAGGGACAUGUUAAAGCAACAAAGGAAGGUUUUAUUGUUGCUAGACAACUGCACUGCACAUCAAGUUAAUGUGACCUUAUCGUCAGUGGAAGUGCUAUUUCUUCCGCCGAACACGACCUCUGGACUACAGCCCAUGGAUAUGGGCGUAAUCGCCAACGUGAAAGCUUUCUACAGGCGCCGCGUUGUCGACCGCAUGAUUUUCAACAUAGACAGAAGCAAGGCGCAAGGAACGGACGAUGUUCCUGACCUUAAGGUGACGCCAUUAAUGGCUGUGCAGUUUGUAAAUGCGGCGUGGUACGAGGUGCGCCGGUCGACAAUCCGAAACUGUUUCCUCAAAGGGGGCUUUGUUCCCCCUGUACCUGCUGAUGACGAUCUCUGCGACGACGGCACAUUGCUCGAAGAUGAUGAAGUUACUGACGGGAUUCGAAGCCUAUGGCAACAAGCAACGGACUCAAACCUCGUGGACCGCGACGUGUCUUUGGAAGACUACAUCAACAGUGACGACCAUGUGCUGGCCACAGAAGAGUUUACCGACGAAGCCAUCGUUAAUGAGGUUCGCGAAUUGCGUGAUGGGAAUGUGAACGACGCUUCAUCAGACGAAGACGACGACGCAUCACCCCCUGUUUCGUGCGCCGCUGCUCUGCGCGCUCUCGACACGCUGAAGGACUUCGUUGUGGAUCGCGGCCUACCCGUUGAGUACGCGGCAAUCCUCGACGCCCUUGAGCGCGAGGUUGUAGUGCGCACGAACAAUCAGAAGCAAGCGAAAAUAACAAGCUAUUUUCAAUAA